AUGGAGCACGGCUGGCUGCACUGGCCGUUUUGGUCCCCGUACAAGCUCUACGGCGAGGUCGACCACGUCUACGGCUGGAAGGCCUUUCACGCAAAGAGCGGCUUCACCGCCGCCCAGGGCGCCCUCAACGCCGUCGAGACCGUCAUGUAUCUCGUCUACGCCUGGGCGUUUUUUACAAAAGCCGUCGACGACGCCGGCGUGGGCGGCAAGAGGGCCGUGACGGGCCGCCGCGGUGCCCAGGCUGUCCUGAUUGGCUUUAGCGCGGCCGUCAUGACGCUCUCCAAGACGAUUCUUUACUGGCUCAACGAAUACUAUAGCGGCUUUGACAAUAUUGGCCAUAAUGACCUCGUCAGCCUCAUCUUUCUAUGGAUUAUUCCCAACGGCGCUUGGCUUGUCGGCUCGACCUGGAUGAUUUACUCCCUUGGGGGCGACAUUCUACGGGGGAUCGAGGCUGCCUCCCACGUCAAGGAUGAGUAG
This is a messenger RNA of Beauveria bassiana ARSEF 2860, 477 nucleotides long. Its product is annotated as C6 transcription factor. Bases 1 to 477 code for a protein of 158 amino acids. The record is from RefSeq and is a predicted model, not a curated record. The transcript has 3 exons. NCBI's taxonomy places the organism in Eukaryota, Fungi, Ascomycota, Sordariomycetes, Hypocreales, Cordycipitaceae.